CUUCAUGUAAUAAAGAUGAAAGGCAUCAUGCAGCAUCAACAGAGUUUAACUUCUACAUGUUGCAAAUGCUUCAGAUGAAACACGGGAAGCUAGUUUUCUAUUUCAAGAUUACGCUGAGCAUGAAAACUCAACUGGAGCAUGCUUGCUUAGGAAGUGUUCAACAGAGCAGGGCUAAGUCGUGUUGAGAGGUUCAAGCAGAUUCAUCAAGAUACUGCAAACAAUGGAUACGGUGUCUGAGGAUGUUACACGCUCCGAUGUCGAUGCUGAGAUGACAAUGUUGGUGUCGGAUGAUGUUACAGAACAAAAUGCUGAUGUCAGCGAUGAAGUGGAGAAUCUUCGAAACAGUUUGCGUGAAGCCGUCCAUGAUGACAGCGUCCGACCCAAGAUGCAGUGCCUUAUGAUGGACUCCUCUUUCUCCAUGGUAACGGUGCAAGGUGAGGACAGUGGGAUCGCCUGGGAGACGACCCCCAGCCGCUGCACCACACCAUGGGCAUCUGAAGCGGGAGCUGCGGAUGUCGGCUCUCCAACUGGACUGCGGCCUGCAACACCUGGAUCUCAUCCAGCAGGCAAGAUUAUAUUUGUCAUGGAUGAGGAGAUGAUUUCAAGACGGAGGAAAGAAAGGGUAAGCAGUCAGAAGAGCAAGGCGGAAAAACAAGAAGUCCUGGAAGGAAGCUCAGAAAACGUUUCAGGGCGGCCAGAGUUGGUGGAAGUCUCGCAACCAAAUGUGAAAACUGAAGGUGAAGGAGACCAAGAGGAAGCAACUGAUCCUCUGGAGGAUAAGGAGCAGCGGCUGUUCAGCAUUGUGGCCGAAGGCUCUGAAAUCCUCAACAUUGUCGUUCCUCCCAAACUGGCCACUGUGGAUGAAGAAGAGAGCAAAGAAAUGGUGGACAAUCUGUCGUAUUUGGAGGAGAGCCUUGUUGCUAAAGCUAGUGAGGAGACCCAAGACAAUGAGCUGCUGAUACCAGGAGCUGAAGCAGAGACGAGUGAUCAGGUCAAGCCUUCACCUCGUGCAAUGGAUCCACCUGGAGCGCCAGUGGCCAGACCUCCAGUCAGAGGAGCCGCUGGGAAUGUGGACUACUUUGAGGCGUUCUCCUUGAUUGAUGCUCAGGCUCCUGGGAGUCCUGCUGUAAUAAUGCAGAGGCAGGAAGAACCAGAAGCGGAGACAGAGGCAGAAACUACAAUUACGAACCAGGAUGCUGAUAAACCUGAGGCUGAAGACAACACCAUCACCACAACUGUGGACAAUGACAAGUCAGAUGCAGUCAGUCUGGAGGAAAUCACCAGUGAGCUUCUAGAUGAAGUCUUCUAUGGUGGUACAGAAAACUACCCAGAGAAAAGUCUGGAUACAGCAGAUGGAGCAACUGGAGGCACAACUCAUCGGCUUCCCUCAAAGCCGAGUGGUUCCAGUCUGUUUGGAAGCCAAGAAGAAAUCCUGACUCCAAUCUUCCUGCCCGAAGGACCUCAGAAAAUUAUUGACCUGAUUUUGCUGGAGGAGCCGAAAGCCAUGGCCUUCCUUUACACGGACCUGUAUGAAGAAGCAAUUGGCAGUCGGCAAAAAGACGAGGAUGCAGGAAGUAUGACAUCUGAAAAGUCCUUCCACAGCCGGCAUUCAGACCGGGAGGCCAGGGGAUAUUUGGAGAAAUACGUCCUGAUAGAUGAGACUCCUGCUGUGGAGAUGGAGCAGACAGAUACAGAAAAUUAUUUAGAAGAAGACCUGCGGAGGUUGCCCCAAGAUUUGUAUGAUUUUGAAGAUAUUCAGGCCAAUUCUCAAAAGGAAGAGACACAAAACUCAGAAGGUGUCACAGACUUCUUCAGGUCCAGUGCCAAUUCAUCUCCCUGCGAUGUAGAGCCUUUCUCUCGAUCAGCAGAAGAAGACGACACACAAACAACAACAAAGAGUAAAGCCAAGACACAAAAAAGUGUCUCUAUAACAGCUGAGAAAGUUGAAGAAACCCCCAUAGAGCCACUGAGCAUCUCAGCCUUUGAGUUCCCCCCAGACUGGGGAGAUUCAGAUGAGUAUCCUACACCCCAGGAUGAAAAACAUGUCCAUGUCCACAGUGAUGAAGAAUCACGGAAACAUGAUUCAGAUACAAACAAACCAGUUGCACCUCCUAGAAGGAAGCCAGCCUCCUCUCCAAAAUCAUGUCUGGAUCUAACACCUCUGACUCCAGUUGAUGUGAUCACACAGGAAAAAGAGGAGGCUGAAGGAAAGGAGCAAAGGGAGGAGGAAAAAGAGACGGCAUCACCUGUAGAGACCGCAGAUGAGGGCGAUGGAGAUGGAGAGGAAACUGUGCCAGCCUCUGAAGAGAUGCUAACAAAUAACGCUGUAGCUGUGCUGGAAACUGGGCCCUUAGAAAGUGAAAGUCCAAAAGACUGCAGUGAAACUGCAGAACCUCUGCUUCACGGAGAUGCAAACCCAGCUGAAGAGAAAGACGUAAAAACAGAUGAAAUAGAAGGAAGAAGUGAGACUGAAACAGUUGCUAAACAAACUGAACUAACGGAGACAGAUGUAAAGUCUGGAGUUGAAACAGAGAUUAAUCCAGAGAAACAGGAAGAUAUUUCAGUUGCUUUAUCAGCUGGGCCAGCAAAAAACAAAGGGAACUGUAUUAUCCUUUAAUAGUUAUUGUUUUCCAAAAACUUAAUAUUUCAAGAGCUGUGAAGAGAUAUAUCCUUCUUUGGUCUUAAAAUCUAAUUUGAAUUUAAUUCAGCUUCAUACAUACUGUAAAUAACUUUAAUGUUAUUAACAGCUGCUGCAAAAGCAGCAAUAUGCAUGAAUCUUGGAAAGGAGAGGUUUGGGUCACAAGUGCAAAUAAAAAGGGUGAGAGCACAUAUGUGACGUUGGGUGCAUCUUCAGCUAUAAAUAAGUCUUUGACUGUUAACCUGACACCUUGUCUCAGUUAGGAGUCUGUGUACUGUGCACACACUUGUAAACAAAUAGGAAAAAGAUGUGCAAAAUGUGCUCAUUUUGACAGGUUCUUAUGUCAUGUUUAAUUGUUCAUAUGUUUCCUCAUGCAGUAUUAAAAAAUAUUUACUAUGGGUGUUUGUUCCUGUGCAUCACCUCAACUCAAACCCAAUUUCUGCUACGUCACAUGUCAAAACCUGUUUAACAAAUCACCUUAGAGGAAAAUUUCUGGAUAUGGCUUGUUCUCCACAGAACAGACAUCUAAAUGAAGCAACAACCUAAAAUACUGUUUUUUUUCUUGCCAAGGACUUGGAACACACAAGUGUUAUUUGCACCUGCAGCUGAAUCCAAAUUUGCCAUCUGGAGCCCAGCAGUGAUCCUGAGUCUGAGCUGACCUUGAAGAGGAGCCCAAGAACACACUCAGAGAUAUUAAAUUGCAUAUGAGCAAACAAGGUGUAAAUAGGACACAGACAGAAGUGAGUGUGUAGCACAGAGGUAGUUUGGUUGGGCAGAAUUAUGGUUAUAUUUGUAGGCUUCAGGGUCUUGUAAUUUUUCACUGUGGAAAGUGGAUUUGGCGACACCCACUGUAACAAAUAUGUGUGUACGCUUUCUAACCAG
Molecule: messenger RNA, 3520 nt
Organism: Melanotaenia boesemani (Boeseman's rainbowfish)
Lineage: Eukaryota; Metazoa; Chordata; Actinopteri; Atheriniformes; Melanotaeniidae
Product: cardiomyopathy-associated protein 5
Exons: 2
Coding region: 221-2617 (798 amino acids)
Source: RefSeq, a predicted model, not a curated record